Leptosomus discolor (cuckoo roller) is the source of this 600-nucleotide messenger RNA. Its product is annotated as cryptic protein. NCBI's taxonomy places the organism in Eukaryota, Metazoa, Chordata, Aves, Leptosomiformes, Leptosomidae. The record is from RefSeq and is a predicted model, not a curated record.
AUGUACUGGGGAAAUCAUAUUAGAAUUAUCUUCGCUGUGACUCUGGUCUGGCAGGCUGUUCAUUUAGGAAAAUGCCUUGAAAAAGAAGGACGUGAAGAAGAUGUGAAAAGCCUUAAUGCCACAGCACAAAAGCUGCAGCCGAAGAAUGAAGGGACUAUUGUAAAUGUUCUCAGUGACAUGAAUCAGAGCUAUGAAAGCAGAAAGCAACAGAAUUCCAGGGCACUGGUACCUUUCACGGGGAUUACAGAGAGUAAAGAACUGAAUAGACACUGCUGCCAAAAUGGAGGGACCUGUAUCCUAGGGGCUUUCUGUGCCUGCCUAAAGCAUUUCACUGGCAGAUACUGUGAACAUGAUGAGCGGAAAAGCAACUGCGGCAGCAUUUCCCAUGGCGCCUGGGUGCUGAAGGGCUGUUGGCUGUGUCGGUGCGGCUACGGUACUCUGAACUGCCUCUCAGAAAUAAUGCAUGAUAACUGUGAACCGAAAUCAGAAAAAGAGGAAAUUACCAGAUUAUAUUCUAAUGGGCUAAGAUUACAGCAAACAGUGUUCACACUCACUUGCCUGCUCACCGUCCUCCUGGAGCUCUGCUGCUGGCAGUUGUAA